AUGACAAACGAAAGCUCAGCUCGUCUUCGCCCGAAACGUUGGAGCAUGUCUCGUGAACUGCAUCAACCUGAAUGUCGUAUUAAGGCCAAACGGCUGCAGUACAACGCGAAUCAGCCGACGUCUUCUGGUGCAAAUGACCUACGAAUCUCUUAUUAUGUACUUCCAUACAAAAUGGAAGCCGAAGAGGUUGAUACUACUGACAGGCCUGUUGCCCCUUCAUUUGAGGAAACGAACCCUGUGCAUAGGGUUAUGGAGCAUGUCUUACAACCGGUGGCAUCUGCCUCGGAUUACGGACCCGGCCUUGCCUUGCAGCGCAGCCGCAUGUGCCCGUUCUUGCGUACGGUGCCGACGAGGUAUCUGGUGGAGGGUGGAGAGUGUGUGCCAUGGCGAUAG
Molecule: messenger RNA, 393 nt
Organism: Protopolystoma xenopodis
Lineage: Eukaryota; Metazoa; Platyhelminthes; Monogenea; Polystomatidea; Polystomatidae
Source: the annotation of a GenBank genome assembly